AAGAAAUUUUUUUUUUUGAGGGGGGUUUUUAAGCCUUWAGUAUGUAGAAUAUAUACAGCGAUUUGCUCUCUUAUAGAGUCUAAGUAUGGUUAAAACAUKAGAGUGGUAAUAUAAGAUCCUAAGAAAGAGGAUCAUCGUUAAAAUAUAWGUGGUUUCUGUUUGGAAAAUAGACGAAGCAUUAGGUGCCGGUCACUUCUGACUCUUCAAUGUCUCCAAAUCAAGAAUGGAUAUCAUUUCAACAAAUGAAAUUGAUUUCCUUUCUUUUGUCAAUACAAUAUUUGAUUUAUAAAACAUGGCAGAAGCAUUGUCAGAAGCUGCAGCAAUGAAUGCAGAAGAAUAUAUUACAACAGUUCCUGUCCCAGAUUCAAACCUGGUUGGGUUUGUCAUCGGGAGAAGUGGUCGAACUAUUCAUAGACUAAUGAAGGACACCACAACUGACAUUCGUUAUGAAAAUCAGACCAAUACAUUUAUUAUAGAAGGAGAGGCAGAAAAUCGAUAUGCAGCAAAACUCAAAAUAAAGGAAAUUAUUAGUAAUGGCCUAAAAACUCAAACGGAAGACUACAAAGAAUGUAGGAGAUUUCCAUUCGUUCAUUCGAAUGGUUCCGGCUUCGUGCUACAGCCCGUAGAUGCGGAUUAUAAAGUUAAACUCAAGGAUUCUUUCAAUAAGGAUCAGUCCAGCUACAGUACUGACUGUGCUAGCUUUUCAAGUCAAAUGAUCAAAGUUUUAGAGUCGAUACAUAAAGAAAGCGGCCAAAAGGAAGAUGUGAUACACAACAUAUGGUCCCACUUUGGACACAUAUAUUUAUCUAACGUAAACCAUGAUGAAAUAGCCACUGAGUUUGAUGCACAGGAACUGCUGAGCCACGUGAAAUGGGAAAACACUUCAAACGCAACAAAAUGGCGAACAAAGUUUGUAGGAGGUAUUGUUGACGAACUCGAAUCCCACAACCUGAUUGGAUGGAUGACAAAUCAAACUGAAAAGGGUAUUCCAUUCAUUCGUUACGAAUUUGUGUACUUCACGCCGUCGUGUAGAGUGAUUCGGGUAAAGAUAUUUCUAGCAAUUGAUGCCACAACUAAUGCAGUGACCUAUAGAAAUAUCCCAAAAAGUGAACCACUUGCCAAUGUGAUCAAAAGCUCUGAUACCGAACCAUAUUUCUAUCUAUGUGGAUCUACUGUGAAAAGAGCUAUUGUGGACGUAUUCCAGCCUGCAGAGGAACUGGACUUUCGUUUUAUCAUCGAUUCAGGUUCAAAAUUUCAAGAACAGGUUGAAGACAAAGAAGUAGACGCUCUUUUUAACUUUAUCCGUGACAACAUGAAAGUUAAACCAAAUCAUGGUCUUGAAUUAUUUCAAGAAAACCCGCCAACUGAUUUUGAUCUUUGCUACAUCCGUGUUUCUGAAAGACGAACAUAUCCAUUCACAUCUAAAGAUGACGAGCAAUUUACCGUUAAACUGUCUUAUGAACACAUUGAAAAUAAACCCACCUCCACCUCUAAAACUACGGUGGACAUUCAUCUUCAACAUGAUGAAUGGGAUAGAAUGCUUGAAGAUGGAUCAUGGACUCCACAAAAGAUAGUUGACAAGAUUCCUCAAUUCAUGAGAUGUGCUAGCAUUUUAGCAAGGACCCUUAAAGUUCCAGAUACAACGCCUGGAGAGAUCCUGGCCCGUGGCCCAAAGGCACAAGAAGCUUACGACUUAGCACUUAAAAGUGGCGAAGCGAAAUACUGUCGUAUUCCAGUGGUACUAGUUGGUCAGUCCGGUGCAGGAAAGACAAGCCUUUUAAGAUCUUUAAGACGUGAAGACUUCAAUCCUGAGGAAGACAGUACCGAAGGCGUUAGAUUACAUCGCUCCCUCUCUAAAGCAGAAGCAGAUGUUUGGCAUGAGGACGAUACGUUCGAGAGCUCUCUCGUUGAUUAUACAGCAAGAGCGGUUGCUGAAAACCUUUCAGCAUCCUUUGAUGAUAACCCUAAACUUGAACUGAGAUCAACUGAGGAAGACGUCGAAGAAGAGCCUCUUAGACAAGCGGCAUUCGAAGAAGAAGAUGAAACAGUAGGAAGCCUUGUCGAAGAAAAUAACAAAAGUUUGGGUGUCGAGGAAAAAACGAUAGAGAAUGACAGUGAAAUUGCUGUUGGAGACGAAUCAGUAGAUAAAAAGACAAGCACAUCAAGCGAUCCAGUACUUUUCCAAGAAAGUAGAAAAGACAAUCCGAUUCCUGAAGAAGUCUCUGAGAGAGCAACCAACAUUCUCCAACACCCAGAAAAGUUGGAAAUUCAGGAUUGGGUUCAUUUAGUUACGCUAGACUUUGCUGGACAGCCAGUAUAUAACGCAACGCAUCCAGUUUUUCUUCCCAAAAAGGCAAUAUAUGUUUUAGUAAACAGUCUAAAGAACGAAAUGCAUGCUAAAGCAACACCAAUGGUAAAGCACGGAUCCUCAAAUCGCAAGGUCGAUGAUCAUUGCCCAAUGACAAAUAUGGACUAUCUGGAGUUUUGGUUGUCCUUUGUGGCGUCUCUUUGGACUACGGAUCGAGAAGUCACUGACGAUAACGUCCUAGAACUCUUACAAAAAGGAAAAAAAGCCUCUAAUAUGACAGAACAAAAGUCCACAACCAAAAAGCCAAAGCUCCCAAGAAGGUUGCCACCAGUGUUUCUCGUCUGUACUCAUGCAGACAUUCCAUGUAAAGGUAACGACGCCGUAGAAAUGACUCGAGAGAUAUUUUCUUAUUUAAAGCAAGACAACGACACUCCUGGAGGAAACCACAUUGUUCGUGGAAUUUACGCCAUAAACAACACAGUUUCAGGAAAAAGCGAGGAAAAAUCCAUCGAUGACUUAAGGGCAGCCAUCUAUGAAGUUGCAAGAAGCCUUCCAUACGUAAAUGAAGUUGUUCCUAUUAGUUGGCUGCAGUUCGAGAAACAGUUGUUAGAUCUUGCAACCAAUGAAAACAAGAAAUACAUAUCACUGGAUGAGGCAAAGGCAGUUGCGGUACAGUGCCAGAUCGCCAUUAAUACUGAAGAUCAGUUCAAUACAGUUUUGAACUACUUGCAUGACCUGAAAGUCAUUAUUCACUUUGAAGAUACAAACAUAGUUAUCAUUGACGUGCAGUGGCUUAUGGACAUGAUAGUUAAGAUCAUCACAGUUCUGCCUGCCGAAGACUGGGAAGACGAAUACGAAGAACAAUGGAGACGACUUGAGAACGAUGGGAUAUUGGAACAAGCUCUGAUCAACCACGUUUGGGAGAAUGAGACCACAGCCAGCUCUUUGCUCAUGAUAAUGGAGAAAUUUUCACUUCUUUGCCGCUGGAAAAGGUCCAAUGAUGCAGACAUUUUCCUCGUUCCCUCCAUGCUGAUGAACAGUGAUGCAAAAUCAGCUAAUGAGCUGCUAAGCGACCAGAAGACGUCAAGGACUUUAGUUGUACGCUUCAAAAGUGCGCACCUUCCUCUGGGAAUCUUUCCAAGACUGCUUGUGGUCAUCGCCAAGACUUGCAAUGAGAAAUGGCCCCAUUCGCCUCGACCGAAGUUCUUCCACAACUUCUGCAGGUUUUAUGAUGUUGGCGAUGUUGGAGACACUGGGAAGAGUUUCGACUUGGUGGUCACCUCAGACAUAAAAACGAUCAGCUUCAGCGUCAUUAACGAGCAAGGAAUUGUGGGGCUCCCUCUAAAACAGUUAUGUCGCUUCAUUGUUGAAUUCCUCAGCAAAGCACUGGCGACCAUGCGUUUAAACUUUCCCUGGAUGAAAAAUGCCGAACACGAAUUUUGUAUCCGCUGCCCAAAGUGUUAUCCAUCAACAGAAACGUGCAAAUGUCAUAAUGUCAGCGGAUGUACUCGUGACGCAUGCCUCCAUUUUAUCACCGAAGAUGAGUUACGCAAGAAACAACCUCGAUGCUAUAGAAACGCGACUAGUAAGAGCACUUUCUUCAAGGAGGAGAUCUACUGCGAUUGGUUUGAUAUUUCUAGGCAGGACGAUCGGGAAAAUGUUACGAAUUCGAAUACAGCAAACGUUGUAACAGAAACAAUCCAGCUUUUGGCUCUAGAUGGCCUGCCGUCCACAUCUAAAGGUUCCGAGAUCGUCCCCUAUCCUGUCCAAAGUCAUGAGGUUUCAUUGCCGGAAAGCACUCCUCUAACAAUUGCUCAAUUCAAGAAAUUACUUGAAGACCUAAAGCCAUAUAAAACAUCGAUGAAAAACGCCCCACCUGAGAUGGUAAAGAGCUGUAGAGACAUAUGCCAGAAAUUGAAAGGGGUGCAUCGAAAGAGCUCUAUCGAGGAGCUGAGAAAACAUGUACCAAGUGGAACAACAGGACCAUUAGAGGAGGAGAAUAAAUCUUAUGAGCAGUUGGAUGCCGAGAAGAAGCAGAAUCUAACUCGAGCAUGCGGCCGAGCCAUACUAAAAAAAUUGCUAUGGGAGUUCGGAAAAUCAAACACUUCGGAGUACUAUGAAGGACAGAUGAACCCAGUCGAGGUCUUAUUAGAAGAAGAGCGUAAGAAACAAACUCUAACCUUCGGACAAUUAUAUAAUGUUCUAGUCAAGUGCGAAGCCGCCGCAUUGGCGGAUGAAUAUCUUUAGCCCUGCUACUACACAAUCGAGCUCUAACUGGGCUACAGCUUGUUAUAUACCUUAUAGUACACUCAACAAAAUUACUCGACUCUGAUUGGUCGAGAGGAGUACC
Molecule: messenger RNA, 4658 nt
Organism: Actinia tenebrosa (Australian red waratah sea anemone)
Lineage: Eukaryota; Metazoa; Cnidaria; Anthozoa; Actiniaria; Actiniidae
Molecular function (GO): RNA binding
Source: RefSeq, a predicted model, not a curated record